UUCUGGCUUAAUGCAGGAAUCUUCUCAACGCCGGUAACUGCGGAUUGAAACCAUGCCGGCCGCAGAUGGGAACUCUGCGUACAAUGCCGGCCCUCAUUUACUUCGCGAUGUCUGGGCUUUUGCCGGGGUUUCCAUUCUGGUAAUGAUCCUCAGAAUAUUGGCAAAAAUCCGGAUCAGGAAGUUCGGAUGGGAUGAUAUACUCAUGAUUUGUUCACUGUGUUUGGCUCUUGUUGGGUCCGCGAUUCUCACAAUAGCUGUUCAAGAUGGCUAUGGCCAGCCUGCCACUACUGUUUCCGAUACUUCCACUGUCAUUUUGUAUGAUUAUUUGGGGCAAACAUUUGGGAUAAGUGGUGGCGUUCUGGGAAGGAUAUCCUUUAUUGUCUUGAUAAAUGGCAUAUUGGGCUCCAGAAAAGGAUACCGACUCAUACUAUGGACUCUCGUCGCUGCACAGGUCAUUGUCAAUAUUCUUUUCAUUCUAAUAAUAUUCUUACAAUGUCCGGGUCAUGCGUCUGCGAUCUGGUCGGAGUCCGAUGACUCUGCCAAAUGCUGGGAUUUGCGUGUGCAGACAUAUUAUGGGUAUUUUGAAGGCUCUUUCAAUUCAGCGACAGAUCUAUAUCUUGCAGCAUUCUCAACAUAUGUCUUUUGGAACCUGAACCUGAAGCUCCGAGUGAAAGUAGGGCUUAUUUCCCUUCUUUGCCUGGGGAUUUUUGCAAUGGCCGCGUCGAUUGUCAAAACAGUGCAACUACACGUCCUAGCCAGCGCCAAUAGUGACCCAACCAAAGCAACCAUCAACUUAGAGCGUUGGCUUUACAUUGAGACCUACCUCGUCAUCAUCACAACAUCGAUUCCAUGCAUUCGCUCGCUCAUUCGGAGACGAAGACAGGGGCAAUCGUAUGGCAGUUCAGGCAGAAACAACACUAACCAAUCACACGAACUAAGCUCCCCGUAUAUUGGGACUUCGUCCUCGUCGUUUAGAACCAAAACGCGAAUGUCGGCUCUUAGUGGGAAGAGCGUAUUUGGAGGAAAUGGUGGUAUGAUAAUGAAUAGAUGCGAUGAUUUUGAAGAAAUUGGCUGCGAGGAUGAGUUGCCCUCUCGAAGAGCUUAUAAUCGUAGUAAUAGCCGGUAUGAUGAGGAGUCUCAUGAUCCGGGAAUCACGAGGAAGGUUGAUUUCUAUAUUUCUGUAGGAAGAGUUGAUUCUGAUUAAUAUUCUCAAAUUGACAUGAGCAAUGAAG
Messenger RNA from Talaromyces proteolyticus, 1232 nucleotides. RefSeq lists its product as uncharacterized. Lineage: Eukaryota; Fungi; Ascomycota; Eurotiomycetes; Eurotiales; Trichocomaceae. The coding region runs from base 53 to 1204 and encodes 383 amino acids. The record is from RefSeq and is a predicted model, not a curated record. The transcript is spliced from 4 exons.